This is a messenger RNA of Durio zibethinus, 7320 nucleotides long. RefSeq names its product transcriptional activator DEMETER-like. The record is from RefSeq and is a predicted model, not a curated record. Gene Ontology annotation, biological process: base-excision repair; chromosomal 5-methylcytosine DNA demethylation pathway. Gene Ontology annotation, molecular function: DNA N-glycosylase activity; DNA demethylase activity; 4 iron, 4 sulfur cluster binding. Lineage: Eukaryota; Viridiplantae; Streptophyta; Magnoliopsida; Malvales; Malvaceae.
AGCAGGACUGGUUGCUGGUUUUGCAUGAAUUCCAGGAUGAAUUUUGGAGAGGAAUUUUCAAUUCCAUCAGGAAAAGAAUUUCCGUUUACAGGUUCUUGGAUGCCAGUAACUCCACAAAAGUCCAUCCCAACGGUAUCAAAUCCCAUCCAGGUGAACGGGCAAGGGAACCAAUCUGAAAGAGGAAAUUGGCAAGAAUUGGCUGGAUUUUGUGCCGGAUACGAACAAGACAUCCUGAAUAUCAAUGGACCUGCACAGAAUUUCAACCCAGUUGAACAAAUGGGUCAGAGUGGGCAGGAAUUGGCUGGAUUUCAUGCUGGAUUUGUACAAGAUAUUCUGAAUAUCAAUGGACCUGCACAGAAUUUCAACCCAGUUGAACAAAUGGGUCAGAGUGCAGGGCAUUAUUUUGGAAGUAUAAAUUUACCAGGGAAGAACAGAAUGAUCGACAACAUUGCAGGUUCCAGCAGACAUGUUCUUUACAAUGAAAGCACAAGAUGGAACAAUUAUUCAUUGGAAAAUCUUCUGGAAACCGGAAACAAUGCUGCUUUUGCCUCUGCAAACAGAGUUGCAAGCAUAACCAGCGCAAAUACUGUGCUGUUUCCAAAUUUGCAUUCCCAAAAAGACAACUGGAGACACUCCAUCCCACACAACUCAAUGUACUCCAACCAAACUCAUUCCACAAAUUUGCACUUCUUGAGAAAUAACGACAGCUUCCUCCAGAUGGCCGAAUAUGGAUUUCCCGUACCUUGCAAACCAAUGUCCAAUAUGAACUCACCAGCAAGGACAGAAGUUGAUGCAGCCUCCCAUAUCGCCACCUCAUUCCCAUCCAUGCCAGCAGCACCAGAUCAAACCAAGAAGAUGGAGGACAAGCAGAUUUCCCCAGUACCAACUUCUGCAGGAGAUGAAAGCUUAAUUCAUGAAAAGGAAAAGCAGGAAAUUUUAAUUGCAUCCAAUGGAAAUGAAGUUUCUCAACAGAAUUGUGAACUCUUACAGAACAUUGUCGAUUCAUCAUCUGCUGUCAUUUCCACAACAAUAGAGGGAAAAAAGGACUCUGAAAGGGGAAGUGACCAGGGCAUAGAUCUGAACAAGACACCCCAGCAAAAACCACCUAAACAAAGAAAACACAGGCCCAAGGUAAUUGUAGAAGGCAACAAAAGGAAUCCAAAGUCGGCCAUUACAAAAACUAUUAACUCCAAGGACAACCCAAGUGGGAAAAGGAAGUAUGUACGCAGGAAAGGCCUGAUAGAAUCAGCAACAGAACACACAGAUUCAACUAAGGAGUCUGACCCGAGUGCUGGAACUCCAGCAAAGAGGAAGUAUGUACGCAGGAAAAGCCUGAAAGAAUCAGCAAAUGAACAGAUUGAUUCUAUGAAAGAAUCUGGUCAUAGUGCUGGAAUAACUGUAAAGGGGGAGUACAUACACAACAAAAAACAGAUAGAAUCAAUGACUGAGCAAGCAGAUUGUACAAGGGGCUCUGAUCCUAGUGCUGGAACAGCUGGAAAAAGGAAGUAUGAAAGCAACAGAGGCCUGAAAGCAUCAGCAACUCAACAAGUAGAUUGCAUGAAGGAGACUGAUUCUAGUGCUGAGCCUGCUCCAAAAUCCUGCAGAAGAGUAUUGAAUUUUGACUUGGAAAAUACUGGCAAUGAAGUCCAAGCUGAAAUACUUAAGCACCUGAAGAUGUUAGAAGGAGGUAAGUCCUCUGAAUCUCAAGCCACGGGAUUGCAGAAUGUAGAAAAUAGUGGGUUUCAAAUAAAAUUGACCACACAGACCAGUCAACAGACUGGAUUGGCUUUGGAAAACAAACAACCACAAGCUGAAAGUAGCUAUGCUCCCUUCCUGAAUAAAAUGAUGCCAAUUGGUUACAUAUCAACGCAAGGUGUCAGAGCUGCUACAGCCUCACGACUUCAAGCAAAGGACCUGAUGGAAAAUCUAAAUGUCAUUGCAAGGAAUAAAAACAUGGACAAUGCUGAUUUGAGCCAAAAGAUCUACAGAAAUGGAUACACUUCAACACAGCGAACUAUUCAAUCUGUUUCACAAGGAAAAAACAUUUGGGAAAAUACUAAUGGGACCAAGGAACUAAUGUUUGAAAGAUCCCCUCAAUCAGUACCAACAGUUUUGUCUAACUCUAAUGAAGGUAGGGGAUCCAAGAGAGAUCAUUGUCACACCAUUGAGUACGGACAAUUUUGCACUGCAAGUUCAAUAAGUUCCUUGUUACCCCAAGGAAUGUUCCAGAAGGAUGAAGGUUAUAGAAAUGGCAGCGUUAAUGGGGCGACUUUUCAACAGGCUCCCAAAAGAAAGACAAUAGAGGAUGAAUCCUGUGGAUGCAUUUAUGACAUGAAGUAUGCGAUGUCACAUGGUUCAGGACUUUACACAAAAGGCACAAACAGUGUUAAUGCAAAACAAUUUACGUCACUGAGGGAUUGUGGGACAUCUGACCCUCAUUUUCAAAGUGAUAACAUAGCCAGGAAGAAAAGUGGAGGGGUUUGCAAACUCACUGGGGACAGCAGGAAUGUUCACUCUAAAGCUGCUGACCUAACUUAUUCAAAGCAACAUAUUUCAUCCCAACUGCAUUCAGGCAUGGAAAAAAUAGGAAACACCAACAGGUUGACUCUAGUCCAUAACUUAGCCACACUCGAGAAUUGCAACCAUCUUCUACCAACUACCCCUGAGAAGACUCCUAUACUGCAAUUUGGGUUGGUUGGAAAAACAUCCCAUGCCAAUGUUUCAGAAAAGAAGAAAAGAGGGACUGGUCUAUCCAGAAGAGUUCCGCCCAGAAGAGGAAAGAUGCUGCAAGAACAUUAUGAGUACCAGCAGUCCACUAAAGCAAGAGGGCCAUCAGCAAAACAGGCAUACCUCAUUCUCAUUGAGGAGAUAAUAAAUAAAUUCAAGGGUCUCACUCUUGAUGAAAGGAACAGCAAAGCCAAGGCAGAAGUGCAGAAUGCACUUGUUGUAUACAAAGGAGCUGGAACAGUGGUCCCGUAUGAGGGGUUUGAGUUUAUCAAGAAAAGAAAGUCACGACCUAAAGUAGACCUUGAUCCAGAGACAAAUAGGAUAUGGAAUUUGUUGAUGGGAAAGGAGGGAGAAGAUGUCGAAGGGGCAGAUAAGGAGAAGGAAAAAUGGUGGGAAGAAGAAAGGAGAGUUUUUCAUGGCAGAGUUGAUUCAUUCAUAGCACGAAUGCAUCUUGUACAAGGAGAUAGGCGCUUCUCACAAUGGAAAGGAUCUGUGGUGGAUUCUGUGAUAGGAGUCUUCCUAACCCAAAAUGUUUCAGAUCACCUUUCAAGUUCUGCCUUUAUGUCUCUAGCAGCAAAAUUUCCUUUGAAGUCAUCAUGCAAGAGAGACUGUGAUGGAGAUGGGGCAAAAACACUAAUUGAAGAACCAGAAAUCUAUGAACCAAAUCCAAAUGAAACCUUCAAAUGGCAUGAAAAUCUAUUUAGUCAUCCACUUGACAGCCAAUGCUCUAUGACACCUAACAGGUCAACAGAUUAUCAAAGGAACAGUGACAAUUCAGGUAUAGAAAGAACAAGCUUCAUGGAAGCAUAUAGUCAGAGCUUAGAGGAAGAAGUGCUAUCAUCACAAGGUUCUUUUGAUUCCUUGGUCAUUCAAGCAAUUGGAGGAAUCAGAUCCUACUCAGGCUCCAACUCAGAAACAGAAGAUCCUACUACAGGCUGCAAAUUCAACAACAUUCAUGGUUCAACUCUUGACCAGAAAGAGAACAGUGCCUCAUUUGAGGAAUUUUUCAAUUAUGUAAGUGGGACCCCACUGUUUCAUGGAGGAUCAACAUAUAAACAGUCAGAAGUUACAGAAAAUGGACAGAAGUCAAAAUUGGAAAGAAAGGAAAAUGUCAAACGGCCUUCCUCAUUCAAUCAAGGUAGCCAUUUUAGAAGUCAAGAAGUGCAGUUAGAAGCAUUUGGAGUAAGUAACCAUUCGCUGUACCGGACUUUGGAGUCUGAAGCGCAAGAACUAGACGGUCUUGAACCUUUUGGUGAAGAAUGCAUGUCUUCCUGGGCUUCAACUGCUUCUGGAUUCAACAAGCCAAAACAACUAGGACAAAGUGGAGGUAACAUCAUGGUCCAAUACAAUGCACAACCUAUAACUCAAGAUAUGGCCACAACAGCCUUGAAUGCUUCAUCAAGCGAGCACAUAAUGCACCAACAAGAAGUCUCUUGGCCAGGAUAUUGUACUAAAAGUAAUCAGCUUUGCAACAACCAUCAAGAAAAGAGGAAUAAGGCCUUCCAAUCAGAAAGCACAUCAGUCAUAAUGCCUCUAACCGCUGAUGCAGUCAGUAAGAUGCAGAAAAGUACCUCAAUGUCUACUGCAAAUGCCCUUAAACUCACAGAAAGACCUUCUAAUGUUGAGAGAAUAUCUGUAUUGAAUAAGGACAAAGAUAUAGAGGACAGAGAGGUUCAAUCAGAUGCAAAGGAGCCAGUGCAUUCUUCUGGAAAAGAGCAUGGAGAAAAUAGCAUCUUAAAGCCUAAAAGAAGAAAGGCUCAAGGAGAGAAAAAUCAUACAACUGACUGGGAUGGGUUAAGAAAACAGGCGGAGGCCAAUGGUUGGAAAAAAGAAAGAAGCAAAGAUACCAUGGAUUCCCUGGAUUACGAGGCAAUGAGGAAUGCUAAUGUAAAUGAGAUUUCUAAUGCAAUCAAAGAAAGAGGGAUGAACAACAUGUUAGCAGAAAGAAUCAAGGAAUUCUUGAACAGACUGGUUGGAGACCAUGAAAGCAUUGAUCUGGAAUGGUUGAGAUAUGUUCCCCCUGAUAAAGCAAAGGAUUAUCUUUUAAGUAUACGGGGAUUGGGCCUUAAAAGUGUGGAGUGUGUGCGGCUUUUAACCCUUCACCAUCUUGCUUUUCCGGUUGACACAAAUGUUGGACGAAUAGCGGUUAGACUGGGAUGGGUUCCUCUCCAACCACUGCCUGAGUCACUACAGUUGCACCUCCUAGAAUUGUACCCGGUUCUGGAUUCAAUUCAGAAAUACCUCUGGCCAAGAUUAUGCAAACUUGAUCAACUAACAUUGUAUGAACUACAUUAUCAAAUGAUUACAUUUGGAAAGGUUUUCUGCACAAAGAGCAAACCGAAUUGCAAUGCAUGUCCAAUGAGAGGAGAGUGCAGGCACUUUGCAAGUGCUUUUGCAAGUGCAAGGCUUGCACUGCCAGGGCCUGAAGAGAAGAGCGUAACAAUUUCAACUGUUCCAAUGAUGUCUGAGAGAAACCCUGUCAGAGUUGUCAAUCAAAUGUCAUUACCUCCACCAGAGCAGAACUUGCUUAAAGUAGGGUCUAACAAUGGCAACUGUGAACCUAUCAUUGAAGAACCAGCGACACCAGAACCAGAGCAAAAAGAAGAAUCACAAAGUGACAUCGAAGAUGCAUAUUAUGAGGAUCCUGAUGAAAUUCCCACAAUAAAACUCAAUAUUGAAGAGUUCACAGCAAACCUCCAGCAUUACAUGCAGGCAAAGAUGGAACUCCAGGAAGGAGACUUAUCAAAGGCUUUAGUAGCUUUAAAUCCUGAAGCUGCUUCUAUCCCCACUCCCAAAUUGAAGAAUGUGAGCAGGCUACGGACAGAGCACUAUGUAUAUGAGCUUCCAGAUACGCAUCCAAUCUUGAAACAGAUGGAAAGGCGUGAACCUGAUGACCCUAGCCCCUAUCUUCUUGCUAUAUGGACACCGGGUGAAACUGCAAAUUCAAUUCAACCACCAGAACAAAGUUGUGGGUCCCAAGAACCAGGAAGAUUGUGCAAUGAGAAGACUUGCUUUGUUUGCAGUAGUGUAAGAGAAGCUAAUUCACAGACAGUACGAGGAACCAUCUUGAUACCUUGUAGAACUGCAAUGAGAGGAAGCUUUCCCUUAAAUGGGACAUAUUUUCAAGUUAAUGAGGUCUUUGCAGAUCAUGAAUCAAGCCUCAACCCGGUGGAUGUUCUAAGGGAAUGGAUAUGGAAUUUACCUAGACGAACUGUAUACUUUGGAACAUCUGUAUCAACAAUAUUCAAAGGACUUUCAACUGAGGGAAUUCAGUACUGCUUUUGGAAAGGAUUUGUUUGUGUGAGGGGAUUUGACCAAAAAACACGAGCACCCCGACCUCUUAUGGCCAGGUUGCACUUUCCAGCAAGUAAGCUGGCCAAGACAAAAACUGAAAACAAGAGAUAAACCGGGCACAACAGAAAGAUGAUUGUUACCAAAAGGUACCAACCAGCAUGAAUCCAUAAAGGAAACUAAAAUAUGCCAACCAGCAUCUGUCCAUAAAGGAAACGAAAAUUUGGUGAUGUAGCACAGAAGGAAAAUUUUUACUAACACAUUGUUGUACACUAUUGUUCUUUGUCUAACAUGAGAUCCAUUCAUCCUAUGUUGCAUGAAGAAAUUUUUUUUAAUGAAAUUUUAAAUCCCAUGGCAAGUGGGAUGCAAUCUGUCAAUUGAUCAAAACCGUGAUGAUUAUUUGAAUUCAUGCUCCGAAGAGAGCCAUUCUUCAAUAAAUAGUCAGAAAAAAUUUCCCCUACUCAUGCUCCAAUAUGUAAUAUACAAGAGCAUUACAUAUGCACACACAUGCAGUUACAUAUAUAUCAUAGAGUUAGCCUAAGUGAAUGUGUCUGUGCGUAACCACAAAGCUAAUUAACCCAAAAAAGUCUACCCAAAUUGUUGGCAAUUAGGUUCCUUGAGUCUACAAACAUAUCCAACUAGAGUUCCUCAUUCCACAUCCAAUAGGGGACUGAAACCAGGCCAUGAUUAUAAAAAGGAGCAGAGAGAGAAAAAGGAUUCCAGGGGGGAACACUGAUUAGUACUAUUAGAUGUUUGGAAGUUAUAAGAAGAAUGUUGCAAGAAAUAAGAUUACAAUUAUGAAAUUCUGUUCGCUGAAAAUGUUCUAGAGAUUGAGAUGAGACACAGAAUCCUCUAAGAAAUGGCAUUAAAGGUUUUAGACACCUAGACUUUAUACAUGCUAAGGAAGUCAUGACAUUACGUAUUUGCAACAGUAUAUACAAGCAAGUUGGAGCAUAGAUUCAUAGGAAUACACAAGUCCAGGAUGAUGAUUCAAACAAUCGGCAUCAGACAAUAUUGCAAAUACAUACCUCAAAUAAAAAGAAGCAAGAAGAUGAAACAUUACAGUAAAAAAGACAGGCAACAAGAUAUGCUAACAUUCAAAGAAUUUAUUAAAGAUAAAAAAAGGCUUGAGAUCACAAGCAUUAUGGUGUCAUAAGAUCAUUUUGAGAGUUUUUGAGAUUUUUUAAAUUGCAGAGAACAUAUGUACAAAAGAUAUUUGUACUUGUUGACUAGAAGUUUCAAAUGGAUGAUGAAGAAAUAACCAUGCACUAUUGAAAGAUAUUUGUGCUUUCACAAGCCGAU